GUGUCUUUAAGGACACUCUUUGGGUUGGAAGAGCUCAUCCUCCCAGGGUUUCAUUUAUUGCACUACAACUCAAGAAGAGGAAGUCCUGCCUGCCCUCAGGUCAGACCUCCCCAGGUCUGUGGCUGCAUUUUACAGGAAACCAAACCUAAAGAUCUACGAGGAGGUUUUCUGCUGAAGAACACUGCUUAGCACUGAGGACAAUUCAACUGACCGCCUUACAGACUACCAGCUCCCUGAUUUCUCUGUGAUGUCGCCCUACCUCACAAGAGACAGCCAUCUCAGCCAGGAGCCUUUGAUGCCCUCCACGUUGUUCAGGCUGAGUUGAAGAUCCCUCUUAUUUUCCGGGUCCCAAGAACUAUGAACAGACAGGGCAAUGGAAGGACAACAAAAGAAGGAUCCAGUGAUUUGAAAUUCCAGAACUUCGCUCUGCCGAAAAAUAGGUCAUGGCCGCGGCUCAAUAGUGCCACAGGCCUGUACCACAGGAUAAAUGAGCCUCUUCCCGACUGUGAAAGAAACUUUGCUGCAAUCCUGGAUGGAACAAAAGGCCACAGUGAUGAUGAUGACUAUGAAGACCCUGAGCUUCAGAUGGUCGAGGCGUGGCAAACGAUAAAAAUUUUACCAGCCCGGCCUAUAAAGGAAUCUGAGUAUGCAGAUACACGCUAUUUCAAGAGUGUGAUAGACACUCCCCUUCCGUCAGAAGCCAAGACCUCUAGCCCCACUGGGGAGCAAAGCUGGAGCAUGCAGAUGAGACUGAAAGAAGUGGACAAACCCAUUUCCAAGGACAUCAGAAGCCAACACGUCAAAGGAGACAAAUACAUAAAAAGGAACAAGACUCCUUUGCCACCUCCUCGUCCUCCUAUGUCGGUCCUGAAGAAGUACCAGCCCUUGCCCCUGGAGCCAGAGAGAAGCAGGUCAACUUUCCCUCAGAGAGGGCCCAGACAGAUAAGCUUAAAGGACUUAAAUGAAGUCCUUGGAGCAGAAAAAGUUCUUCAUCACCAGAUAAAGCCGGAAUCAUCUCAUCUGUCACAAAACAAAAAUACUCAAGAAAUUCCACCUGCUAUUACCAGCUCUUCAUUCGUGAUGAAAAACCCCAGUGUGCAAAACAGAGAUCAUAAAGGAAGCAUGCAGUCCUGUUCUCCUCAGAGAUGCCGGUCUCCAGCCAGCUAUGGGCCUCCUGAAAAUAAGCCAUUCUGUAAAAACACAAACUGGAGAAAACCUCUCCCUGCAAGGUCUGAUGAAAAGGAUGCCCAGAACAGCGAAUGGUACAUUGGAGAACACAGUCGCCAGGCGGCAGAGGCAGCGUUAAUGAAGGAGAACAAGGAUGGUACUUUCUUGGUCCGAGAUUGUUCCACGAAAUCCAAGGCAGAGCCCUACGUUUUAGUGGUGUUUUAUGGGAACAAAGUCUACAAUGUGAAAAUCCGCUUUCUGGAGAGGAAUCAGCAGUUCGCCCUGGGGACAGGACUCAGAGGAGAUGAGAAGUUUGAUUCGGUGGAAGACAUCAUUGAACACUACAAGUAUUUUCCUAUUAUACUAAUUGAUGGGAAAGAUAAAACCGGAAACCACAGGGAACAAUGUUACCUAACUCGGCCUCUCCCUCUCACCAGACACUUCUCACCUCUGUAGCCUGGUCACUGUUUUCUCUUCGGU
Molecule: messenger RNA, 1647 nt
Organism: Microcebus murinus (gray mouse lemur)
Lineage: Eukaryota; Metazoa; Chordata; Mammalia; Primates; Cheirogaleidae
Source: RefSeq, a predicted model, not a curated record